Molecule: messenger RNA, 2180 nt
Organism: Gastrolobium bilobum
Lineage: Eukaryota; Viridiplantae; Streptophyta; Magnoliopsida; Fabales; Fabaceae
Exons: 16
Coding region: 77-1900 (607 amino acids)
Source: RefSeq, a predicted model, not a curated record
GGCACAGUGAGUGUUGAUUUUUUAUGUUUCCUUUCCCUUCUCCUUUACACAGAACAGAAGCAAUAGUUCUGAUGCAAUGGCGGAGGCUCCUUCUCUGAUUUCUCUGUGCAUCGACACACUCGCACAAGAACUUCUCCUCGGGGAUAAUGAUCUUCUUCUUCAGGCUAUAUACGACCUUCCUUUCCAUUUACUUGAUACCUUAAUCGCGCGUUUGCCCCCAAUCGCGUUGCGCAAAUUCCAACAUCACCUGCCGUUCCAGGACCAGAAUGAGGAAGGGUUUUCUUGCGAUGAAUCAACAAACAAGAGAAAACGCUCAAGGGAUUUUAAUCUAAAUACAGCUUGGCAGAUGUUGUUUAAGUUACGGUGGCCUUGUCUCGUUAAUCAGAUCCAACCAACCGACUGGCAGCAAGCGUAUUGGGAAACCCAUUUGCAAAAUUGUCUAGAUGAAGCAGCAGAGAUAGCACUAAUCCCAUCUUUUAAUGGAUAUAUUGGUGACAUACAGAUUUCAGACAGUAUACUGAAAUAUAUUGGUUUUGCGGGACAUGAAAUUCAUUCAAUUUGUGACUAUUCAAAACUGUCUUACCAUUGCCUACAAUUUGGCAGCCAUGUGAGUUGUCUGAGACUGCAAAAUUUUCUAUAUACUUCAGAAACUUGUGAUUUGUUGAGAAGUUGCAAGCUGCAGAGUCUGGUGCUAAGAUGGAUCAGAUCCAAGGAACAAAUUGAUGGAUUAUGCAAACUUCUUAGGCAACAUUGUAGAACAUUGACAUCACUGGAAUUUAUUCACUGCACGGUCUCCACAGAUUUUUUGAGGGCAAUAUUCGGUUCUGUGGUCAUAAAUAGUGUACAAAGAUAUGGGAUCCAACACUUAUCAAUCAUAGCCUCAAGUUUUCUGGAACCAUGCAAAGUUUCUUUACCUGGUGAACUUGUGUCAUUUUUGUCUUCAGGAAGGUCCCUGUGCUCAUUAAAAUUAUCUGACAACCAACUUGGACGGACUUUUGCAAGAGAUCUUUUUGUGAUUCUUCUCAAUCUUUCCUCUAGCAUAUCUGUCCUUGAUCUUUCUGAGAAUAAAAUAGCAGGAUGGCUUUCUGACUUUAAAAGGAGAUUCUCAAGUGGUUCACAUUCGUCUUUUGGAAUUGGAAAGUCCUUGCAACUCUUGCGUGUACUUAACCUGAGGGGGAACAAUUUACGGAAAGAUGAUGCAGAAAGUCUUAGAGAUGCUCUUGUGCACAUGCCUAACUUGGAGAACCUGGAUAUAAGUGACAAUUUCAUUGAGGAUGACGGAAUCAGGAAUUUAAUUCCCUAUUUUGCUGGAGCAUCUGAAACGUGCUCUCAAUUGGCUUGUUUGAAAUUAGAGAAUUGUGAGCUGUCCAGUGAUGGAGUGAACUAUCUUCUAGAUGCUCUUUCUACCUUCAAAGGACCAUUGAAGUCUCUUUCUGUUGCUGACAACCUCCUUGGCAGUGAAGUAGCUGAAUCUUUGGGGAAAUUUUUGAGUACACCUAUCGAGGUACUUGAUGUUGCAGGAGUUGGAUUGGGUUCAUCUGGUUUUCGAGAGCUUCAGAAACUAAUAAAGGAGGAUCUUAAGCUGGUGAAAAUUAAUCUAAGCAAAAACCGUGGUUCGAUUGAAACUGCCAUGUUUUUGUCAAAGCUCUUGUCACAGGCUCCAAAACUAGUUGAAGUGAAUGCUGCAAGUAAUUUUAUGCCAAUAGAAUCACUGGCCAUCAUCUGCUCUGCAUUAAAGUUUGCAAAAGGUAAUGUUCGGCGUUUGGACUUGACGGGACAUACAUGGGACUUUAAGCCAGAGCAUGCUUCCCUAUGCACUGAAUUUGUACAUAAUGGAGAGCCUACUUUGAUUCUUCCAUCAUCAGCAACCUCUGCUCCACCUUAUGACGAUGAUCCUUAGAAAACGAAUUCCGUGUGAUUUCGAUUUACGUUGCACGAAAUAUGGAAUUAAAGUUGUGUUCUAAUAUAGUUAGUAGUUCAUCAGAUGCUGUGCAUCCGAACACAUACAAUCUGUUGUAUCAACUAUCAAGAUGUAAUAGAAACACUUGGUUUUGGGUUAUUUUUAUAUGAACUUUUUUCAUAGUGGUUUAGACAAUAUACUGUUAUUCAUUUCUAUUUCUAUCUCUCAAAUCAAACAUAUUGGAGCUCCGAUAGGAAUCUUCCUUUUAGUUAACUGGUUA